AUGGUUCCAGUAAAAUCACGUGGAACUACAUUCAGCAACUGCAGCUAUGCUAGCUUCAUGGACACCCUUGCUACAAAAAAUUGUAUGUACAUUUCAUCAAAUACAGGGGACGUCUUCACACUUACAUGGUGUGGGAACAGUGUGGUUGAAGAAGGAGAAGAGUGUGACUGUGGCGCUUUUCAUUUGUGUAUGAAAGAUCCGUGCUGUGAGUCAGACUGCACUCUCAGCCCUGGGGCUACUUGUGCUUCUGGGCGUUGUUGCAAACGCUGCCAGAUCGUUCGAAGAGGAAAAGUUUGUAGAAAAAAGGAAAAUGAGUGUGAUCUCCCAGAGUGGUGCAAUGGGACUUCCUACCAUUGUCCAGAGGAUGUGUACUUGCAGAAUGGGAUGCCAUGCAAGGACGAUGGCUACUGCUAUGAAAAGAGAUGCAAUGACCGUGAAGAGCAGUGUAGGAACAUUUUUGGCAAAGAGGCCAAGAGUGCAAGUCAGCGUUGCUACACAGAAAUAAACACCCGCGGUGACCGUUUUGGGAACUGUGGACUAAUGAACUCUACAUACGUAAAAUGUGACAUCUCAGAUACCUUGUGCGGGAGGGUUCAGUGUGAUAAUGUGACAAAACUUCCCCUUCUGAGAGAUCAUUCUACUGUGCAUUGGACUCAGUUCAAUGGCGCCACCUGCUGGGGUACCGACUAUCACUUCGGGAUGACAGAACCUGACAUUGGUGAUGUGAGAGAUGGGACAGAGUGUGGGGCAGAACAUGUCUGCAUCCAAAGGAAGUGUGGUUCUCUAUGUAUAGUAUCA
Molecule: messenger RNA, 798 nt
Organism: Myotis lucifugus (little brown bat)
Lineage: Eukaryota; Metazoa; Chordata; Mammalia; Chiroptera; Vespertilionidae
Product: disintegrin and metalloproteinase domain-containing protein 25-like
Exons: 2
Biological process (GO): male gonad development
Cellular component (GO): sperm head plasma membrane; external side of plasma membrane; plasma membrane
Source: RefSeq, a predicted model, not a curated record